AUGGCUGAACGGCUUGAGUCGAAGCAGUCCAGCACGGGCACCGAGUCGAAAGCUACUGCAGCGGAGUCGGCAGCACAGAACCCUCCCGGAGCAGCAUUUGAGGACGACGACUCGGAUCCUGAUUUUGACGACCUCGACGACGUCCUCGACCAGUUUUCCGAAGCUAGGGCCACACAACAACUACAGCAGAAGCAGCAACUACAGCAGAAAUCCGAGCCUUCAGAACCCACGCCUUUCUCCUCCGGUCCAGGUAGACCCGCCUCCGAAGCAGCUCUCCCCCCCGACAUUCCCUUGCCGUCCGGCCCACAUGAAAAUGAAUCUGAAGACGCCUUCAUGGCGCGGCUCACCGCCGAGAUGUCCUCGGUGAUGUCGAAGAUGAGUCUCGAUCCCGCCGCCAGCGCAGCCACACCAGAAGAUAUCGCCAAGAUGGGCCGCGAAUUGGAGGAAUUCACGCAAAAGAUGGAGGCAGAGGGCAUCCAGCCAGAGGACCUGCUUAAAGCUAUACUGGGCGAAGACGCCGGGUCCAAAGUGUCCAACCUAGCGCACGACGAACGCGACCGUCGUGAGAGUGAGAGCAAAGGCGACAGCAAACCAGCGGUGAAAUCCAGAGCUUCCGAGUCCACAAGCCCCGAGUCAUCACGACCCGCAAAGGACAGUGUUUCUCCCUCUUCCUCCAAGCCACUACCGAAACAACAACCCUCCACCUCGUUCGAAGACACCAUCCGCCGCACCAUGGCCCGCAUGUCGGAAUCCUCCGCCGCAGCCACCAGCGCCACCACGACCGCGACGCAACAGAAAUCCGAGGAGGACCUCCUCGCGGAUCUUCUCCGCUCCCUGGAUUCCGAAUCUGGGGAUGCCUCCUCCGAAGGGGACCUCUCCAAGAUGUUCCUUUCCAUGAUGGAACAGUUGACCAACAAGGAAAUGUUGUACGACCCGAUGAAGGAGCUAGCGCAGAAGUUUCCGGACUACCUGGAAGCCAACGACCCGAAGGCGUCGAAGAGCAGUAGUCGCAAGGCACCGAAACUGUCACCCGCCGACUUUGACAGGUUCACGCGCCAGCACCGGAUCGUGCGCGAUAUUGUCGCCAAGUUCGAAGAGCCGGGUUACUCGGACGAGGACCCCAAGUGCAGGGAGUUCAUCUGGGAGAAGAUGCAGGAGAUGCAGGCCGAGGGCGCCCCGCCCGAGGAACUGGUUGCGAAUCCGUUUCCCGCCAUGGGAGGAAUGGGCGGUUUGCUUGGCGGUGGCGGCGCUGGUGCUGGCGGAGACGGGUCGGAGGAGGGUUGUCCUACGCAGUGA
Messenger RNA from Cladophialophora yegresii CBS 114405, 1296 nucleotides. RefSeq lists its product as uncharacterized. The transcript is spliced from 2 exons. Gene Ontology annotation, cellular component: peroxisomal membrane; peroxisome. The record is from RefSeq and is a predicted model, not a curated record. Gene Ontology annotation, biological process: protein import into peroxisome membrane. Lineage: Eukaryota; Fungi; Ascomycota; Eurotiomycetes; Chaetothyriales; Herpotrichiellaceae. The coding region runs from base 1 to 1296 and encodes 431 amino acids.